AUGAGGCUGUCUCACAUAGCCAUGGUGCUGGGGGCGAGUGUGUUUGCCAUCACCGCCAGCAGCCUCCUCAACUUCAAGAUGAUGAUCCAACGGAUCACGCAGAAGAACGCGCUCAUCUACUUCAACGGCUACGGCUGCUACUGCGGGAAGGGCGGGCGAGGGAAGGCGAAGGACCCCACGGACAUGUGCUGCUAUAACCACGAUUGCUGCUACGAAAAUUUGCAUCGCCAAGGUUGCCACCCGUACAUCGACCACUACAGAUACCUGAUUAUCAACAACCGGGUGCUGUGUAAGUACAAGAACAGAACGGUGUGUGCCACCUUGGCGUGCGAGUGCGACAAACACGCCAGCUUGUGCUUCAAAAGAGAAGCGCCAACCUACAACCGCAAACUGCGACAUUAUCCCGUAGCUAUGUGCAAAGAGGUGACCCCCAAGUGUUUUCCCGGCCCCGAGUUUUGAGGGGGGGGGGGCUCUGAUGGCUGCCAGAUGGACGGCAUUCAGCCUGGCCAGCGUGCCUCUGCCUCCUCCCAGAGCCUGGGCCUUUUGGGGGCUUGUAAAUAGAGACUUGUGUUCAGGUUCUCCCAAACCUCAACCAAGGAUUGGAAGCCUUUGUGUGUGUGGUGUAAGCGUGUAUAAUAAACAUUUGUUUUU
Ahaetulla prasina is the source of this 651-nucleotide messenger RNA. Its product is annotated as basic phospholipase A2-like. The coding region runs from base 1 to 459 and encodes 152 amino acids. The record is from RefSeq and is a predicted model, not a curated record. Lineage: Eukaryota; Metazoa; Chordata; Lepidosauria; Squamata; Colubridae. Gene Ontology annotation, molecular function: phospholipid binding; calcium ion binding. Gene Ontology annotation, biological process: lipid catabolic process; negative regulation of T cell proliferation; arachidonate secretion. The transcript has 4 exons.